Molecule: messenger RNA, 1595 nt
Organism: Populus euphratica (Euphrates poplar)
Lineage: Eukaryota; Viridiplantae; Streptophyta; Magnoliopsida; Malpighiales; Salicaceae
Product: protein PLANT CADMIUM RESISTANCE 6-like
Exons: 4
Coding region: 317-1474 (385 amino acids)
Source: RefSeq, a predicted model, not a curated record
UGUACUCUCAUUAUUAGUCGUCGUUGCCACCCACAAAAUGUCAGAAUCUCCGCAAGUCAACCGGUGCUUUGCACCUCUCCGCUACUCUCUCAUUAUUAUUUCUCGUUUUGAAAAUGCUCCUGCUUGCUUCUACACUGUUAAGCUUUCUUUUUUCCAAGUUGCCCUCUUGUAUGCGAAGACUUGGACACGGACGUAGCGUUACACCUUCCUUUAUAAAGCUCUCUCCUUGAUUGCUAAAACCAUCUUGAUAUUAUCAACGUUCCCCCUUCCUUCCUGCCUCUCCCUUUCUUUUUAGUAAGUAAAGAGAGCAGAGCAAAUGGGACGUCCUGAAGCAGAUUCUUCUUCGUAUGAAACUGAUCAGCCACAGGAACACCAUUACGAGCAGACAUCAGAAGCUACACAAACUCAUGAUUUCUCUUCACAUGCAUAUGCAACUAACUAUAAUGAUUCAAGCCAACAAGAUCACUACGGAUCCCAGUAUGCGGACACAUCCGCAAGUAACCCCCAGGAUCAACAACCACCACCACCACCACCUCCUCAGCAGCAGCAGCAGUACAACCCGCCACAAGCUAAUCAGGGAUAUGGGGGCCAACCAGCCCAGCCCUCACAGUUCCCGCCCCAGGGCCCACAAACCAAUCCGAUGUACUCAAAUGGGCCCACUCGGCCUGCACCAUAUCCACCACAAGGACCACAAACAAAUCCAACUCAGCCCGCACCAUAUCCACCACAGGGCCAACAAACUUUUCAAACUCAGCCCGCACCAUACCCACCUCAGAACCCAAUGAAGCCUGCAGCAUACCCACCGCAAAGUCCACGAACAUUUCCAAAUCAGCCUGCUCAGUUCCCACCGCAAAGCCCACAAACUAACCCAAUGUAUCCAAAUGGGCCAAAUCAGCCAGCAAGAUUCCCAAACCAAGGCCCUCAAGAAAUGCCCCAGGCAUAUCCACCACAGGCCUUUCAAAAUUCUUACCAAGCUCCUCAGGCUCAGGUAGCUCAAUUCCCUCCAAAAAGUCCGGCACCUGGAAUUCCAAUGCAAGUCAUGAAUCAACAACAGCAGGCAUGGACAACUGGGAUAUUUGAUUGCAUGGAUGAUCCAACAAAUGCUCUCAUAACAGCUUUGUUUCCAUGCGUGACAUUUGGUCAGGUCGCAGAAAUUGUUGACAAUGGCCAGACAACAUGCGGGACAAAUGGAAUGAUCUAUGGUAUGGUGGCCUUCUGCAUUGCCAUGCCGUGCAUAGUAUCUUGCGGUUACCGCUCCAAGCUUAGAGCCAAGUACGGACUCAUCGAGGACCCAGCACCGGACUGGCUCACUCACUGCCUUUUUGAAUGGUGUGCUCUUUGUCAAGAAUAUAGAGAGCUUAAUAACAGAGACCUGGAUCCUUCCAUUGGAUGGCAGGGAAAUUUAGCGAGGCAGAAUAUGAUGCAGGCUCAAGUUGGUAUGGUGCCUCCAACGAACCAAAGAAUGAUGCCUUGAUACGCUAAUGUUCAUCGCGAGGGACACGGAUGUAAUUUACGUUUGCCAAUUCUAAUAUUUUCCAUCUUUUUUUUUUAAAUCUCAACCAUGUUUUCUAUGUAAUCUUGAAAAAAUAAUUUGA